Triticum aestivum (bread wheat) is the source of this 3457-nucleotide messenger RNA. RefSeq names its product putative pentatricopeptide repeat-containing protein At5g59900. Bases 95 to 2827 code for a protein of 910 amino acids. Gene Ontology annotation, molecular function: mRNA binding; protein binding. The record is from RefSeq and is a predicted model, not a curated record. The transcript is spliced from 3 exons. NCBI's taxonomy places the organism in Eukaryota, Viridiplantae, Streptophyta, Magnoliopsida, Poales, Poaceae.
UGAAAGCCCAGAUUCAUUCCACUGCAGUCGCCCCCCACUCGUCCAGCCGACCACCCGACCGUCACCUACUCCGGCGAUCCUCACCGCCGGCCCGAUGCCUCCACCACCACCCCGGCACCUGGCCGGAGACCCCAACCCCAAACCCGCGCCCGCCACCUCGCAUUCCGGCAUGGUCAAGCUCCUCGCCGACCUCCUCCACCACACCGUGCCGUCCGCCUGGCCGCCGGCGCUCGCGGCGCCGCUGCUCCGGAGCCGCCUCGCCCCGGCCCACGUUUCCUCGCUCCUCCUCCUCCCGGCCUCGCUCGCCCGCCCGGACCUCUCCCGCCGCUUCCUCCUCCUCCUGCCUCCCCACCUCGUCUCUCCGCUCUGCCUCUCCCUCCUCGCGCUCUCCUUCAUCUCCGCCCCUGCCUCGCCGUCCCGCUCCCGCUCCCCCUCCCCGCACGCCGCCUCCCUCCUGCUCUCCCUCGCGUCCUCCUCCCCGUCCGCCUCCACCUCGUUCUCCUCCCUCUCCCACGCCUCCUCCCUCUCCCCCUUCCCGCCUGGCGCCACCGCCGCCGCCGCCUCGCUUCUCGCCUCCUCCUACCUCCGCCUCCGCCGCGCCCGCGACGCGGCCGCCGUCCUUCACCUCUCCCUGUCCGCCGGCAUCACUCCCAACCAGUAUACGGCUUCCCACAUUUUGUUUUCCCUUGUCAAGAUUCGUCAGUUCACCCUUGCCCGUGCCCUGUUCGAUGAAAUGCUUCGGUCCGGUGCUCGCCUGGACGAGCACAUUUACACGGCUGGGAUUCGGGCUUACUGCGAGGCCAGAAAUCUUGACGGUGCCAAGGGGCUUCUGGCAAGGAUGCAUCAUGAGGGGGUCAAGGUCAGUGUGGUGCCGUACAAUGUAUUGAUUUACGGAUUGUGCAGGAAUCAUCGCAUUCAGGAGGCAGUGGAGGUAAAGAACAGCAUGGUGGCCAGAGGAAUCAAAGCUGAUGAAGUGACUUACCGUACGCUCGUGUAUGGGUUUUGUCGGGCGGAGGAGCUGGAAAUGGCAUUGAGAAUGACAUAUGACAUGGCCAGGCUGGGGUUUGUGCCAUCAGAGGCCAAUUGCUCAUUUAUGCUUGAUGGGCUACGAAAGAGGGGGGAUGUUCGGGAGGCUUUCAGGUUAGCUUGUCAGUUGGGCGAGUUGGGCAUGGUGCCCAACAUAUUUGCAUAUAAUGCCUUGCUUGAUAACCUGUGCAAGAGCGGUAUGUUUUGCGAGGCAGAUCGGCUUUUCAGUGAGAUGGUAGACAGGGGUCUGGAGCCAAAUGAGGUGACUUAUCCUAUAUUGAUACAUUCACUUUCGAAAAGGGGGAUGAUGGAGGAUGCACUUGACCUGUUCGAUAGGAUGAGGGAGAAGGGUGUCAGAGUGACAGUCUAUCCGUACAAUUCCUUGAUUAAUGGUUGCUGCAAACAGGAUGAUUUAGACAGGGCGAUGGGCUUCCUGAGUGAGAUGACUGACAUUGGAGUGACACCAAAUGCAGCUUCAUAUUCUCCACUAAUUGCUGGUUUCUGUAGAAAAGGGGAUCUAACCAGUGCCAUGGAACUCCACCGGGAGAUGGCUCAGAAGGGUGUUGCAUGGAACACUUAUACGUUCACAGCACUUAUCAAUGGUUUGUGCAAGAAUAAAAAGAUGGAUGAAGCUUCUCAGUUGUUUAAUAAGAUGAUUGACAGCAACCUAGUACCAAAUGAAGCAACUUAUAAUGUCAUGAUAGAAGGGUAUUGCCUGGUAGGCAAUAUAAGAAAGGCAUUCCAGUUGUAUGAUCAAAUGGUUGAUAGCGGCCUCACACCUGACAAUUACACGUAUAGACCAUUGAUAACUGGAUUAUGCUUGACCAGUGGAGCGUCGAAAGCAAAGGAAUUUGUUGCUGACCUAGAAAACAACUGCCCGCUGAACAAAUUUAGCCUAACCGCACUUAUGCAUGGAUUGUGCAGAGAAGGAAGGUUGACCGAAGCUUACCAUGUCUGGAAUGAGAUGGCAAUGCAGGGAGUCAAUCUUGAUCUUGUCAGCUUCACCAUUAUUGUGUAUACAGCCUUGAAGCACCAUGAUACGGAAAAAUCAUGCGUGUUAUUGAGGGAGAUGACAGAAAAAUGUGUCAGGCUAGACAGUGUGUUCCAUACAUGCAUGAUUGACAUGCACUCAAAAGAAGGAAAUAUGGUCCAAGCUUUAAACUGUUGGGAUAACAUGAUUACUGAUGGCUGCUUUCCAAAUACCAUCACAUAUACAGUUUUAGUAAAUAAUCUCUGCAAGUCCGGGCAUUUGAGCAGCGCAGAGGUCCUCUGUAAAGAAAUGUUAUCCAGUCAGUUCCUUCCUAACAAUUAUACUUUUAAUUGUUUUCUUGAUUGUUUUACAACUGAAGGUAAACUGGAGAAAGCUAAAGAUCUUUAUUUCGCCAUGCUUCGAGGCUCUCUUGCUAACACAGUGACAAUUAACACAUUGAUCAAGGGGUUAUGUAAGGUUGGGCAGAUUCAAGAGGCAAUUGACCUUAUUAGUAAGUGUACUGAAAAUGGUCUUUUUCCUGAUUGCAUUAGCUAUUCUACUGUAAUACAUGAGCUCUGCAAGAAGGGUGAUACAAAUAAAGCGUUUGAGCUUUGGAAUGAAAUGCUGUACAAGGGAUUGAAGCCUGACAUUGUAGCAUAUAAUAUUUUGAUAAGGUGGUGCAAUGUUAAUGGUGAACUUGAGAAGGGUUUGGGAAUAUACAAUGAUAUGAUUAAGAAAGGGGUGCAACCGAACUGGUGCACAUAUAGAGCUCUUUUCUUAGGAAAUUCUCUGAUGACCAGCAAGCGAGAUACUAUACUGCUGAAUACCUGAUGUUUAGGGUCACCGUUUUCAAUCUUUUCUGACUCACAUCGCACCGAGGAGUGCCCUGAGCAGUUGCUGCAUGGACAAUCUGGGGCUACCAGCAUAUGCAAUUUCUUCUUUCAGGAACGUGGUGUCUGUAAUCGUGGUCUGUACACCAUGACCAACCUAAUUUCUGAUUGUGUGGUCAUCUGUACAGACUCCACUUUUCCUAGUUUCUGAUGAUGUGGUCAUCCAUUAGUUAUGGAGCAACUGGGCAAGGAACUAUGCUGGAAGCCUGGAUAAGACAAUUCUGUAAUUGGGAUAUUUUUGCGCUCAUCCUUCUGAAAUGAAAGAAGUUCAAGCAGAUAAUAUAGGCAUCUGUCAUUGAAGUUUCCUUCGUUUGCUCAGGCUGCACAGUUUGUUUGAUGUACAAGUACAAUAGAUCCAUUACCUGUACAAACUGUGGCGGUCCCUCCAUAUAUAGAAGCAAAGCCAUAAACGUAUCAUGCAUACGCUUCAACAGUUUAAUCCUGAGAAGCAUGGAUAAUUUCAUUAAUUUUUCUUGGUGUCAGGCUAUCAGCAGUAUUGAGUAAUCUGUUUUUUUUUUCUUGUUUGUGAAGCAAAUGUUCCCGUUAAUAUGUUGUGAAAGAACUACUCACU